Molecule: messenger RNA, 2028 nt
Organism: Beta vulgaris subsp. vulgaris (sugar beet)
Lineage: Eukaryota; Viridiplantae; Streptophyta; Magnoliopsida; Caryophyllales; Amaranthaceae
Product: wax ester synthase/diacylglycerol acyltransferase 11
Exons: 7
Coding region: 92-1666 (524 amino acids)
Biological process (GO): triglyceride biosynthetic process
Cellular component (GO): plasma membrane
Molecular function (GO): diacylglycerol O-acyltransferase activity; long-chain-alcohol O-fatty-acyltransferase activity
Source: RefSeq, a predicted model, not a curated record
GUUAAUUUUUAUACCAUAUAAUAUACACUUCCUAGUUCCUACAAUAUUUUCAUUUGUCUUUCUUUUGUUGAUUUCCUUUUGAUUAUUAGCUAUGGACUACGUGAUUAGGAGGAGAAAAUCAGGGUCAAUGAAAAGAGGGAUUAUUCAACCCUUAGAGAUUAAUUGUAAUAGAGAAUUAGUGAUGCUGGAUAAUGAAGAAAGAAUAGAGCUACUAAGUCCAGCUUCAGCUGCAUUUCAUAAGCCAGACUUUAAUAUACAUGUUUUGGCUAUUAUGGGUGUCAAAGUUCCUGUUAAUGUUGAGCUUUUGAAGGCCAAAUUCCCAAGCACCCUUUGCAAACACCCUCGUUUUUCAAGUGUUGUGGAAGGAAAUCCGUGUAAAGGAGAAAAACUGAGAUGGACAAGAACAGAAGUGAACUUAGACAAACACAUCAUAGUUCCAAAAAUAAACCCUGAAAACAUAGAUUCACCAGAAAAGUAUGUUGAAGACUACAUAUACAACCUAAGCAAAACAACCUUAGACAAAUCAAGGCCACUUUGGGACGUCCAUGUCCUAAACCUUAAGCUCUCAGAAGAUGUCAAGGCGGUCACAGUAUUUCGGGUUCAUCAUUCACUUGGCGAUGGCACGUCUUUAAUUUCUCUUCUCUUAGCCCUUACGCGCAAAACAUCUGAUCCCGAAGCUUUGCCAACAAUUCCGGCUUCAAAGCUCUGUAACGAUGAUAACAAUAACAAUAACAAUACGCGUAAAGGGUUAUUUUGGAAAUGGGCUAUAGCCUUAUGGAUGAUCCUGAAAUUGUUUUGGAACACUUCAAUAGAUAUAUUGUUGUUUGUAGCAACUACAUUAUUUUUGAAGGAUAAUUGUCCAUUUAAGAGUUCCCCGGAAGGAGCAAAUGCCCCUAGGCGGGUUGUGUACAAGAUUUUUAGCCUUGACGAUAUGAAGUUUGUGAAGAAUGCAAUUGGUGGUACAAUCAAUGACGUGGCGGUUGGAAUCACGCAGGCUGGUUUAUCUCAGUAUCUUUACAGGAAAUAUGGAAAUAAGGGAGACACUAAUGAAGACACGAGAGGAAAAAUGAAGAGAUUUCUUAGCAAUAUUCGUCUUAGAUCAGUUCUUCUGGUUAAUAUACGACCCUCUGGAGGAGUUCAGGCUUUAGCUGAUAUGAUGGAGAAAGAUGCAGAGGUUAAAUGGGGUAAUUCAGUUGGUUUCAUGCUUCUUCCAUUUACCCUCGGAUUGCAUGAUGAUCCUCUAGAUUACAUCCGAGAUGCCAAGACCAGAGUUGACAAAAAGAAGCAUUCUUUUGAGGCCAUUUACACAUUUUUCAUGGCUGAAAUAGUUAUGAAGUUUUUUGGUUCCAAGGUUGCAAGUGUUAUAUCGGAUAGAAUAAACUCUCAUACAACAAUGGGAUUCUCAAAUUUACCUGGACCUGUGGAGGAUGUUGCCUUCUAUGGCUUACCGCUGGCUUUUGUUGCCCCAUCAUCCUACGGCCAACCACAUGCUGUGCUGAUAAACUUCCAAAGCUACAGUGACAAGAUGACAAUAGUUCUGGCUGUUGAUGAAUACACAGUUCCUGAUCCUCAUCAAUUGUGUGAUGACAUUGUUGAUUCUCUCAAGCUAAUCAAGGAUGCUGUUAUAAAACAAGGUAUUGUCAAACCAAGUUGCCCUUCGUCAUAGGUACCGGCCUAUGCUAAUACCUUACGAGAAAGUGUUGGUAACUUAUUUGGCAUCUCACAUAAUUUUUGGUACCAAAGUUAAGUCAGUGAUAUCAAUAUAGAGUCAUUUGGUACCAAAAUGUAUGUUGGUACCAAACUUACACUUUGAAUUUUGUAGAAAUUUUCUGGACUUCUCAGUAUGAGACGUCAAUCCAAACUCUCUAUCUUAGCUAUGUGAGAUUGUGAAUAUUGUGAAGUAUCAUCACACUGUACGGUCUGCUUCAUCAUGUAAUAAGAUUGUAUUGUACAUGUUAUUAAACGUAAGUGCAUGUUGUAAUUAUAUUGAUCUAUAGCGUAAUUAUAUUAUGUUUCGCAUUGUACGUA